Molecule: messenger RNA, 1560 nt
Organism: Populus euphratica (Euphrates poplar)
Lineage: Eukaryota; Viridiplantae; Streptophyta; Magnoliopsida; Malpighiales; Salicaceae
Product: Transducin/WD40 repeat-like superfamily protein
Exons: 5
Coding region: 41-1324 (427 amino acids)
Molecular function (GO): protein binding
Source: RefSeq, a predicted model, not a curated record
ACAAGAAACACACCCAAAGAACAGAGCUUUGUUAGCCUCGAUGGAUCUUCUCUGCCACGCAUACUCUAAUUCCUCAGAUGAAGAAUCCGAACCCAAACUCAAACCCGACUACAGACCCGUCAUCCCCCCUCCCCCUAAACGUUUCAAACCGGAAGCCCCAUCUCAAAAUCUCCGAACAGAAGCUCCGGUUCCUGGCAGAUACAUAUCCAAGCGAGAAAGAGCUCUCUCUGCCCAAUCCCCUCGGGUCCCCAACCCGGCACCAACCGCAAACCUAAACCCGAAUCCCCCUGUCGUGGCUUCUCCUGUUCUGGGAAGUAUUGGUGAUUCUGAGAUACCCCGUGAUGUUUUAUCAUCAUUGAGGCAAGCAAAGGGCCGUGCAUCGCUAAGUCAAAUACCCAAAAGGCUGGCGGUUGAUUUGCGUAGCCAUACGAAGGCUGUCAAUGCUUUAGAUUGGUCUCCAAGUCAUGCUCAUCUCCUUGCUUCUGCCGGAAUGGAUCAAACUGUCUGUGUAUGGAAUGUGUGGAGCCAAGAUCAGAAAAUAGCACGCAUAUUUAGAUAUCAUAAUGCAGCAGUGAAAGAUGUGAAAUGGUCGCCACAGGGAUUAUCCGUGCUUUCUUGUGGAUAUGACUGCUCAUCCAGGUUGAUUGAUGUUGAAAAGGGGAUAGAGACCCAGAUUUUCAAGGAAGAUCAGGUUGUUGGAGUAAUAAAGUUCUGUCCAGAUAACUCCAACAUCUUCCUUUCUGGAGGAUCAAAGGGCUGUCUCAGAUUGUGGGAUAUUAGAAAUGGUAAUGUGGUUUCUGAAUACAUUCGAGGUCUAGGUCCAAUACUUGAUGUUGAAUUUACCAUCAAUGGCAAGCAGUUUAUCUCAUCCAGUGAUGUCUCUGGAAGCAAUCUCAGUGAAAAUUCAAUUAUUGUUUGGGACGUCUCACGGCAGGUUCCAUUGUCCAACCAGGUUUAUGUGGAAGCCUAUACAUGUCCAAGUGUUAGGUGCCAUCCAUUUGAGCCAUGUUUUGUUGCCCAGUCCAAUGCAAAUUAUAUUGCUAUCUUCUCUUCAUGUCCACCUUUCAGGCUGGACAAGUAUAAAAGGUAUGAAAGCCAUGGCGUCUCUGGGUUCCCUGUUAAAUGCAAUUUUAGCCUGGAUGGUGAGAAGCUUGUCUCUGGCUCGUCAGAUGGUUCUAUAUACAUAUACAACUACAGGUCAUCAGAGCUUGUCAGAAAAAUCAAGGCGUCUGAGCAAGCAUGCAUAGACGUUGUUUUCCACCCAGUUUUGCCAAAUGUCAUUGGUUCAUGCAGCUGGAAUGGGGAUGUUUCAAUAUUUGAGUGACCACAUUUGCGUCGUUGGACAGGUUGGUUCUUCUGGGAACUAAGAGCAAACAAACAAAAAAAGGCAAAUCUUGCAACUGUGUACAUUAGGAUUGAAUAGAAAGGCCAAAGCAAUGUCGUAGCUGGUAUCCAGCCUUGCUUUGUUCUUUUUAGUAUUCAUAAAGCAUUAUUCCAAGUGAUUUUGUUUAAGUCUCUAAAAUGGACAUCUAGGAUGUGAAUUGCUUUAUAUUUCUUGCA